Funneliformis mosseae is the source of this 183-nucleotide messenger RNA. The record is from the annotation of a GenBank genome assembly. NCBI's taxonomy places the organism in Eukaryota, Fungi, Glomeromycota, Glomeromycetes, Glomerales, Glomeraceae.
AUGGCAAUGAAAAAUUCACAUAAGGAUGCCACAAAUUGGUUACUUGGACAACUUGCAAAUGAAGAGAUAUUGAGAGAAGAUGCGGGUUAUACUAUUUUGGAUUGUUUAAGAACAUUACCCAUGUCAACUAUAAGAAACAAUCACACACUAGAGGAAAGUAAGGCCAGAAAAUUUGAAGGCUGA